CUAAAUGCUAAUUAUAAUUAGUCAUUUUAACUUAAUCGCGUCAUAUUCGCGUGGUUGGAACUUGGGUGCUACUAUAAAAGCUCACACCCUCCUCCAUAAGCAAAGAACAUCAAAGCUUAUUUAUAAUUCACUUGCUUGCUUAUUUAUUUCAUCAUCAUCAAUAGAAACAUAUAUACAUAACUAUACAGAUAAGUAUGGCAGAGGAGUACAACAAAAGCCAUGAUCGUGAGUAUGAAGGGAAGGCUGGUGAUUACGAGGAGGGAUCAGGCGCGCGCGCAGCUGAAGGUGGUGAGAUCAAGGAUCGGGGCUUGUUUGAUUUCCUGGGGAAGAAAGAGGAGGAGAAGCCUCAGGAGGAGGUGAUCGUCACUGAGUUUGAGAAGGUCAAAGUGUCUGAUCACGAGGCACCUCGUCCUCAUCAUCAUGAACCAGAGUCAUACAAAGUAGAACAAGAGGAGGAGAAGGAGAAGAAGCACGGCAGUCUUUUGGAGAAGCUUCACCGAUCCGACAGCAGCUCUAGCUCUUCGAGCGAUGAAGAGGGAGGUGAAGGAGAUGAGAAAAAGAAGAAGAAGAAAGAAAAGAAGGGACUGAAGGAUAAGAUCUCUGGUCAUCAUGAUCAGAAGGUGGAGGACACAGCCGUCCCAGUGGAGAAGAUCUACGAGGAGCCAACUCAUGAAGAAAAGAAAGAGGAAGAGAAGAAGGGUUUCCUUGAGAAAAUAAAGGAAAAGCUACCAGGGCAGCAGAAGAAGACGGAAGAGAUUCCAGCUUCGUAUGAUGAUCAGCAGAGUCAUGAUCAGCAUGCUGAGCCCGCAGUAGUAGGUGGCGAGCCCAAGGAGAAGAAGGGUAUCUUGGAGAAGAUCAAGGAAAAGAUUCCUGGUUACCACCCUAAGACGGAGGAAGAGAAGGAGGCCAUCAAGGACAAGGAGAAGGAAAAGGAAACGUCUUCCUAUUAAAUUAAUUAAGAAAAACCACUUAUACAAACCCUGUGUUUAUGUGAUUGUGUGUGGCUUUUUCUGAUGAGUGGUUUAUUUGCUUUUCUUCUUUUGAGUUUGAGAGAUAUCUACUUAUUGUUUUGAUGUUUGUUUAGGACUUCCAAGUCCACACUACUGUAGCUACCAUUUCCAUUUGCUUCUUUAAUUUCUAUGUGAUAUUUAAACAUUGUUCAUUAAUAAAUAAUUGCUUCUUCCUUUGUA
Molecule: messenger RNA, 1190 nt
Organism: Prunus avium (sweet cherry)
Lineage: Eukaryota; Viridiplantae; Streptophyta; Magnoliopsida; Rosales; Rosaceae
Product: dehydrin COR47
Biological process (GO): response to water deprivation; response to abscisic acid; cold acclimation
Cellular component (GO): cytosol; membrane
Source: RefSeq, a predicted model, not a curated record